AUGGCACACAAUCAAGAUAACAGACAAACGAGAAAACGCAGGAAGCCUUACCGCUCGUCUCGGCCAACUUCGAACUCCCACACAGCACCACCAGCACCACCAUCAUCUGCAUCGUCAAGCUACCCAACUCCGCAAACCCACCCACUUGAACUAGGUCUAUCAAACGAACCAAUCAUUGACAAUACAACCAAAAGCUCGGUUGAUGACACAAAAGUGAUACACUUUUUAUCAAAGCUAAAACCUCGUGGGUUUCAAACUGUCAGUGACGACCCAUCACAUAUCACAAUCAUUGUCAGCUCCUUUGAAAGGAGCUUGGUCGACAUUUCUACAGUCAAACAAGUCCUAACUGAAAAGUUUCAAAUCGACGAUGUGGUAACCACUGAAGGCCUACCAGGAACAAUUGACGUUUUAGUUACAGUGUAUGGACGAAUGCUUAACAUAGCUAAAGCCGUUGUUUUCCUCAUAUUUCAACUCAAUACUAAAGUUAAUAACUUACAAAAGGAUGUUUUCACAUUGAAAUCGUCUACUUACAAAGCCCAUUUAUUAUUGAAAAAUGGAGAAGAAGUCCAAGGGAUAAAGUACGUCGAUAUUGCUCAUUUGUUUAGCUAUGAAUUCAACAAGGGGGCCUAUGAUGUCUUUGUGCAGGGUGAUUUGACUUCGAUUUUUAACUUCAUUCUCCACUGCCUUGACAGGAAAUGGAAUCUAGAGACUAGUCUCAUCAGGUUGGAACCAAUGUUUGGUAUACAUUUGGACCAAGCAUUAAAGCUGACAUCAAGAGAAAAUAUAGAUAUCAAAAAUAGAGCUCGAAAUACCUUGCUACAAUACUUGUAUCCGGCACUGAGAUACGAGAAUAUACAAAGUUAA
Messenger RNA from Lodderomyces margitis, 864 nucleotides. RefSeq lists its product as uncharacterized. The coding region runs from base 1 to 864 and encodes 287 amino acids. Lineage: Eukaryota; Fungi; Ascomycota; Pichiomycetes; Serinales; Debaryomycetaceae. The record is from RefSeq and is a predicted model, not a curated record. The transcript has a single exon.